GUAACUUUUGAAACCAGUCCACAAACAUGAAUUUGUCUAGAGCUUCACCAGUUGGGCAAUGUCUGGACAUGUGCCCAUUUAAGGAGAGGAAACAACGGGAGCAACAAGGGCGUCUGCAUAAAUACGAGAUAUUAGAUGGGCAAUGGACAGGUAGGGGACAAAGACUUAAAAGGCUACCACUUGCUGAUCCUGCCAAAACCGUAAAAGAAUACAGUCGUCCGGCAGCAGGAAAAGAGUUGUCCUCACCGCGUGACCUCCGGCCAUCAUCCGUUCUUUUAAAGACUGUACAAUACCUGCUUUUUGAAGUGUGGGAUCGUGUUAUUGACAGUGAUUCGGUGUCUCUGGCUGAGGCUUAUUCUUUUGUAUUUGAUCGCCUACGGGCAGUGAGACAGGACCUUACAGUACAGAGGAUCAGAGGUCAUUCAGGUGCCCUUGUUUUAGAGGGAAGUCUUGGUUUUCUUCUCUGUUCUCCAUACCUGGUGAGAGAGCUGCCUUUGGGGAGCUAUGAUGAAGUGCUGCAUGCGAAUCAGGUGCGGGAAAGUUUUGCUGAACUUAUGGAAUGUUACAGAACAGAACCAAAAUGCCAGAGGGAAGCUGAAUUUCAAGCCCUGUUACUGCUGUAUGAUUUGGGAAAUAUGGACACUUUAAAUCGGGCUCUGAAACUACCUCGUGGUGUUGUUGAUUCCCCGCAGGUACUAAUUGCACUGGCUGUAAAUAGAGCACAUUUGGAAGGUAACUGGACACGACUGUUUCGAUUACUUCGUAGGCUUGACUGUCUACAGACCUGCGCGUUUUACAGACAUCUGCCAAAAAUACGUGACCGGGCUCUGAGAAUUCUAACGCAUGCUUACAACAGCCGGAACUGCCGUUUUCCACUUGAUCUUCUUGCAUACCUACUGGUUGUUGACAAUAUUGAGGUGGCCAGGCAGAUGUGCAUAAGGAGAGGCUUGUCCCUUGCACCAGAAGACCAACAAUCCAUAAUUUUCUAUAAAACCUCUUUUAAGGAUUUGGGUCCUGAAGGUCCUGGGAAAGAAGGUCAUCUAGUGGAAAGGAAGAAAGGGGACUUUACAUGGGCCGAGAUCAUGUUGGGAGAGGAUGAAGGGGAGUUUGCGAGAUCAUCUAAGCAAUUAAAAUCUCUGUAUUAGAAACUGGA
Molecule: messenger RNA, 1153 nt
Organism: Pelobates fuscus (common spadefoot toad)
Lineage: Eukaryota; Metazoa; Chordata; Amphibia; Anura; Pelobatidae
Gene: SAC3D1
Product: SAC3 domain containing 1
Exons: 2
Coding region: 27-1145 (372 amino acids)
Biological process (GO): centrosome duplication; spindle assembly
Cellular component (GO): centrosome; spindle; nucleus
Source: RefSeq, a predicted model, not a curated record